AGAAACGUCAACUGUCGAAGCAGAAUCGGUGCAGAAUCACAACGUGACAGUUUUCUGCAUUUUUCGCAGAUAUUAACAAUGGCACAAUAUAAACAGCGUCAAAAUAGGUUUAGAAAUGAAAGAGGGUUUGAGCCAGAUGAGGAGCUGUCUGCUAUCCUGACAAAACUCUGGGAGCUGGAUGAGAACAAGUGCUACCCAGGGGACGACUUUAAUAUUGACCUCCAAAGGUAUGUGACAAAUGCGAGGGAAUGUGUUGAUGACUCCAGGGAUUCCAGAUACCCUCUCUUCGAGUUCCUAGAUGAAGAUAGAGUCUUUGCCAGAGAGACCUACCAAACGUUCCGAGCCUUGUUGGAUAACUACGAGAUGCAGUGUGGUGUCCAGGAGGAAGUCACAUUUGAAGAGAAGACAGAAAACCGAGCCUUCAUCAAUGCCAUCAUGGAGACAGAGGUCAUGAAGGAAUGUCACAGGUACUUGGUAGAGAAAGGAAAGGCCCCAGCGGAGGUGGACAAGUUCAAGUGUCAGCUGUACAAUCUCUGGUUCAUGCUCAUUCGGAGAACCAAGGGAGACAGGGACUUUGACUCAAGCAGCUUUGAGCACGUGUUUGUGGGUGAAUGUCGUAAUGAUGAAUUUAUUGGGUUGCACAACUGGAUCCAGAUCUACCUACAGGAGAAGGCUGGGAAAAUUGACUACCAUGGAUACUUUCGCCGGGAAACCAUCAAAGAUGAUGAGUUCCCCCGUCUGAUGGCAAUCCAGUUCACAGUGACGGGAUGUGACGGCGGAGAGAAGGAGAAGCCCAUGUGUUCCACUUUCCUGGGAACAAGUCCUGAGUUCGAGAUUGCAGCAUACACCCUGUGUUUCUUCACAAAACAGGGUGUUACUGACGUUCAACUGGGCGAGUAUGAAGUGGAGGUGGCCACCAUGCCCCUCGGGCCCAAAAACAUCGGCACAGCCUAUAUAUCAGCGGCUAGGAUGUAGGGAACCAAGUUAUAAUGGUCCAGCUUGGAAUCUCACUUUUGCUCAUAUUGUUAUACAAUAUAUCAAAUCUGUUGUUGGAAUUUAGAGUAUUAGAUACACUUUACCAGUAUGUUUCAAUGUAGAAACUUUAUUUACACUUUUACUUAUAUUCAAAACAAGUCAGAUAAUUUGUUUAAGUUGAUGCUUUUGAAGUGAUAUAAGAUUUAUUUAUGGCAAUGAGCUUUGUGAUAAUAAAUAUGUUGUAUAAUUUUUAUUCAAUUUUUAAACCAGUAGUUAUAAAUAAUAAUGUUAACAAGCUUUUCUCUUCUUGCCAGUAUAGUCCACCAUCUUGCUAAAAUUUGAUAUGUUCCGUAAUAUGGCUCAGGUUUUUGAAAUUUCGGGUAUUAGAUACACCUUGCCAGUAUGUUUUGAUGUAGGAACUUUGAUUAUACUUUUACUAAUAUUAGAAACAUGUCAAAUAUUUGGUAAUAAUGGUAGAUGCUUCUGAAGUAAUAUUUGAUUGAUUAUCGUCAGCUUUGUGAUAAUAAAUAUGCUGUAUAAUUGUAUUCGCUUUUUUAUAAUCACUAGAAAAAAAAGAUUAUGUUGACAAGCUCUUCCCUCCUUGCCAGAAUAGUCCCCAUCUUGCUAAUAUUUGAUUUGUUAUAUUAAUUUAUCUCAGGUAUUUUACUCUGUAUUAUCAUGUACUCUUUGGUAAUUUUCCAUUUGGUUCAAGGCUUUGUAAUAUUCGUGCACUUUGUAUAAACUAGUUGUAGCUAUAUGUUUUUCUCUUCUCAUCUGCCAAUUAUUGCACUCACAACCUGAUGAAUUGGUGUUAUUCUCUAUUGCAAUUUUUAUUUUACAUGUACAUAUUUUGGCACAUACUUAUGUACUUAAAAUUAAAGUUUAAUUUUUUCUGUAUUUUUUAAGUGACACUCUUAUUCAAAAUCAAUACAUACACAUGUAUAACAAACAUAAAUUUUGAGUGAUACACCUUUAACUUCUUGCUAAAUAAUGCCUUUAUGGAAAAUAUUAAAUACUGAUAAUUAAUCUCGGUAUUCUUCAUAAAAACCAUUGUUUUUGACAUUUAUUCAUCCUUUGUUGGUAUAUUAACACAAUUAUAUUAAUUGUGGUAAAUCUUAUAUGGGAGUAAGGGUGCCUUUUUAAGUGUGUUCAUUUUUCAGUAAAAUGUUUCCUGUGCAUAUUUUGGAUAAUUUCUGAGUUUUUCAAUAUCAACUCUCUGCAUGUAUUUUUUCAUGUGCUUUAUAUUUCUAUUUACAGAAGGCAAUGUUUAUGAUUAUUUAAUAAUUUUUUAUACAUUUAAAGGAAUCAGAUAUCUGUGCAAUUUAACCCAAGUAAGCACUUAAUGUUUUUGACAAUUUUUUUUGUUAUUUUACUGAUAUAUAUGUAGUUGUUUGUUCCAAAUUGAAAUUUACUCGGCAUACAUGGUUGUGUAUGCCUACCAGGUUGAAAUUUUCUUGUGCAAUGUCUUCUUAUAAUGUUGUUAAUUUUAUAUUUUUAUACUGCCCUUCCGUACAUGACCUGUUACAAUAUCUUUAUGUUAAUGAAUGAUUUAUCGCCUUUAUUAUUAAAUGGUGCUCUGAUCCGGUUGUGGUUUCAUUUUUAGUUUGUACAAUUUGUAUGCAUCUAUCUUUGAUAUUAUAUAUAUUACUAAGCAAGAAUAAUAAAUAUUCA
Molecule: messenger RNA, 2646 nt
Organism: Mya arenaria
Lineage: Eukaryota; Metazoa; Mollusca; Bivalvia; Myida; Myidae
Product: poly(U)-specific endoribonuclease-A-like
Exons: 8
Coding region: 79-975 (298 amino acids)
Molecular function (GO): RNA endonuclease activity
Source: RefSeq, a predicted model, not a curated record